ACUACUUGUCCUCCGAGACUGCUCGGUUUUUCCCGCCCUUCACUGGCCUCUGGAGGAGAGUCAGAGUUCACGCCCCUCUUUGGGGAUACCUGCUCGAAACUAGAGGAUGCGGGGACUAGUAGGUGGCGGACGUCCUUCUGGCCCGGAAUCUUAAGGGGCAAAGGACAGACUUUGGGAUUGUAAACUCCGCCGGGAGCUGGGAGGCGGGAAGAGGUGUGUGGGCGGGGUCAGGGGUGAAAGGUCAUAGGGCUGCGAAGGGGGCGGAGCGAGCCGGAGGCGGAUGGCGGCUGCCGCGGCUCUUCAUCUUUGGCGGCAGAGUCACUGAAACGGGGACGCGGCUGCGACGCGUCCGGCAGUGGGAGAAGAGCGGCGGCCGCUCCCAACAUGCACAGCCUGGCGACGGCUGCGCCUGUGCCUACUGCACUGGCUCAGGUAGAUAGAGAAAAAAUCUAUCAGUGGAUCAAUGAGCUGUCCAGUCCUGAGACAAGGGAAAACGCUUUGCUGGAGCUGAGUAAGAAGCGAGAAUCUGUUCCUGAUCUUGCACCCAUGCUGUGGCAUUCUUUUGGUACUAUUGCAGCACUUUUACAGGAAAUUGUAAAUAUUUAUCCAUCUAUCAACCCACCCACCUUGACAGCACACCAGUCUAAUAGAGUUUGCAAUGCUCUGGCAUUACUACAAUGUGUGGCGUCACACCCAGAAACCAGGUCAGCAUUUCUUGCAGCACACAUCCCACUUUUUUUGUACCCGUUUUUGCACACUGUCAGUAAAACACGGCCCUUUGAGUAUCUUCGGCUAACCAGUCUUGGAGUUAUUGGGGCCCUAGUGAAAACAGAUGAGCAGGAAGUAAUCAACUUUUUAUUGACAACAGAAAUUAUCCCUUUGUGUUUGCGCAUUAUGGAAUCUGGAAGUGAACUUUCCAAAACGGUUGCCACAUUUAUCCUCCAGAAAAUCCUCUUAGAUGACACAGGUUUGGCAUAUAUAUGUCAAACAUACGAGCGUUUCUCCCACGUUGCCAUGAUCCUGGGUAAGAUGGUCCUGCAGCUCUCCAAAGAGCCUUCCGCCCGUCUGCUGAAGCACGUAGUGAGGUGUUACCUGCGACUCUCAGAUAACCCCAGGGCACGUGAAGCGCUCAGGCAGUGCCUCCCUGACCAGCUGAAGGACACGACCUUCGCCCAGGUGCUAAAAGAUGACACCACCACGAAACGCUGGCUUGCACAACUGGUGAAGAACCUGCAAGAGGGCCAGGUCACCGAUCCCCGGGGCAUCCCCCUGCCCCCUCAGUGAUCCUCCCCCACCCCCUCCUACCACUCCCCCAAGUUGGGGAAGGGAGGGGGAACCCGAGAGGAAAACAGCUCAGGUUUUACCGCUGACCAGGAAUAGACCUCAAUGCUGAACUGCACUGGAGAAGAGGGGUGAGGUCACCUCGCUGAGGUGAACGGUCUGCCAUCUCGGGCUGCUUCUGGGACCUGGGCUCCCUCCGCUACUCCCAGGAGAUGGGCUCCUGACACAGCAGUCUGCCACCACAGCUCCAGGAGGGUGUCAACACCAGCAAAUGCUGUGUCUGCAGCGUGCCCGCGAUGGCCCUUCUCCCCGACCCGUACUAGCCACUGACGGGGAGGGGGAUGUGGCGGUGGUCGCACGCUAGGCAUGCCAAACGCCUGGGACCAAGCCGUGUGGCGGUCUUCUAAUUUGCCUUCCUGGAAGACUCAAGACGUGUCUCUUCAUCCUCUCUCUCAGUAUUUGUUUACUUUGGUCUCUUGUUUUUGAUGUCAGAGAGAGGUGUGUUUAGUGGACACGAGCUGUAAUACUCAGCAGAACUUUGUCAAUUGGCACUGUUUACAAGUCUGUUAGCUGCAUAAGCUUAAUAAAAAAUUGGUCUGGGCAUUA
This is a messenger RNA of Neogale vison (American mink), 1887 nucleotides long. RefSeq names its product CCR4-NOT transcription complex subunit 9 (gene CNOT9). Gene Ontology annotation, biological process: mRNA catabolic process; negative regulation of translation. The record is from RefSeq and is a predicted model, not a curated record. The transcript is spliced from 8 exons. Bases 385 to 1284 code for a protein of 299 amino acids. NCBI's taxonomy places the organism in Eukaryota, Metazoa, Chordata, Mammalia, Carnivora, Mustelidae. Gene Ontology annotation, cellular component: P-body; CCR4-NOT complex; CCR4-NOT core complex.